Messenger RNA from Theobroma umbraticum, 878 nucleotides. RefSeq lists its product as uncharacterized. Gene Ontology annotation, cellular component: intracellular membrane-bounded organelle. Lineage: Eukaryota; Viridiplantae; Streptophyta; Magnoliopsida; Malvales; Malvaceae. The record is from RefSeq and is a predicted model, not a curated record. Gene Ontology annotation, biological process: vacuolar protein processing.
AACCCAAGUCUCCCAGUAACUUGGAUCUCCCCGUUUUUCAUUGAUUAUGGAUCUUAAUUAAUUAGAACUAGCAGUCAGCACUAGUACCAACAAACAUGUAAUUACCAGUUUUCCCAGUUGUCAAAACUGAAUAAUGUAUAUAGUAAAUAGUGGAAAUUUGGAAUUGUGUCUUCAAUGAUCUAUUUUGGGUUGGGCCAAGACAACCCUGUCGUUUCGGGCACCGUUGUAGGCUUUUUAUCACUUUCCUCUGCUCUCCUCUCCUCUCCGCUUCGGUUCUUCAACACGCCGGCACUUCCUUAGGGUUUCACCAAGUCAAACUCGUGUACCACUCCCCGGAAAAAGAGAGAGAAAUGGCAAAUCAAGGUGCCAAGAAGCGAAAGGAAGAGAAUACUCGGCACAUGGCGAAUCUCCGUCGCAUCAUCAUUGCCUGCAAUGUUAUAUUUGUCUUGGUUAGGAUGCUGAUCUUCCAUUCCUCAUUCACAUGGAAACAUUGGGUUGGUCUAGUUUUGACAUCCGUUGCUUACUUUAUCCCCUAUCAACAACUUGCCCAGAUGGCAAAACCUACUUAUGCUAAUGAUGGAGAGCUUCUUGAUGGUGGAUUUGAUAUGAGUACUGGUGGAAUAUGUGGCUAUUUACAUGAUGUAAUCUACAUUACAAGUUUUGUGCAAUUGACGUCCAUCAUCUCUGAAAAGUUUUGGUACACAUAUCUGGUGAUACCAGCAUUUGGAGCAUACAAAUCUUUUGGGUUCAUUAGAGGAUUUUUAUCGCAAGGCUCAGAGGGAGAGGUGGAGGAUGAAAAGAGUCGCAAGAAAAGGGAAAAGAUGGAGAAAAAGGCUUCAAGGCCAAAGUUUGUCAAGACAAGGAAUAGGUGAGUGAAA